This is a messenger RNA of Leptonychotes weddellii (Weddell seal), 2238 nucleotides long. The record is from RefSeq and is a predicted model, not a curated record. NCBI's taxonomy places the organism in Eukaryota, Metazoa, Chordata, Mammalia, Carnivora, Phocidae.
AUGAUCGCCCGCCCCCUCACUCGCUUUGCGGCUUGUGGCCGGUUGGCCCACCCAGCUGAUCCCCUUGAUCCCGGAGCCCCGGCUGCGAGCACUCAGCCCGCCCCUCUGCCCUGCUCGCCUGCUCAGGUACGGGACGCGGUGGCUGUGAUCCGCUACUUGGUCUGGCUGGAGAAGAACGUGCCCAAGGGCACGGUGGAUGAGUUCUCAGGGGCAGAGCUGCUGGACCAGUUCCGCGGAGAGGAAGAAUUCUCCUCAGGACCCAGUUUCGAAACCAUCUCUGCUAGUGGCCUGAACGCUGCCUUGGCCCACUACAGUCCGACCAAGGAGCAGCACCAGAAGCUGUCUUCAGAUGAGAUGUACCUGCUGGAUUCUGGGGGGCAAUACUGGGAUGGAACCACAGACAUCACCAGAACAGUCCACUGGGGUACCCCCUCUGCUUUCCAAAAGGAGGCAUAUACCCGCGUGUUGAUAGGAAAUAUCGAUCUGUCCAGACUCGUCUUUCCUGCUCGUACAUCAGGGAGAAUGAUGGAGAUCUUUGCCCGCAGAGCCUUGUGGGAUGUUGGGCUCAAUUAUGGUCACGGGACAGGCCAUGGCAUUGGCAACUUCCUGGGUGUGCACGAGUGGCCAGUGGGAUUCCAGUCUGGCAAUAUCCCCAUGGCCAAGGGCAUGUUCACUUCCAUCGAACCUGGUUACUAUCAGGAAGGAGAAUUCGGGAUACGUCUUGAAGAUGUGGCCCUUGUGGUAGAAGCAAAGACCAAGUACCCAGGGUCCUACCUGACCUUUGAAGUGGUGUCCUUGGUGCCCUAUGACCAGAACCUCAUUGAUGUCAGCCUGCUGUCUCCCGAGCACCUCCAGCACCUGAACCACUAUCACCAGACCAUCCGCGAGAAGGUGGGCCCGGAGCUGCGGCAGCGCCAGCUGCUGGAGGAGCUCGAGUGGCUGUGGGAGCACACCGAGCCCCUGCCCGCAGGGGCACCGCGUAUGGCCUCCUUGGCCUGUCUGUGGGCAGUCGCCUCUCUUACCGUCCUCGGCUGGAGUGUCUAGACGCUCAGACUCCCCGGCCAGCCCUUGAGCUCGGCUCCCCUCACCCUGCACCACCCGCGCCCCCACAGCCCCUGCCGGCCCAUUGCCCGGAGACCAUUGCCUCAGCUUCCUUCUCCAGGACUAAGCCCCAGGGACACAGGGCUUCUUGGCCCCGGGCUGGCCCCCUCUGGGCCUGUACACCGCACCCUGGGCCAGCUAGUCCCUUUCCUCCUGUGAGCCCAGGAGGCCCAACCUGUUAGCUGGCAGAGCCUCCUACCACUGCCCCGCCCGCCACGACCAGUAUGAGGCGGUACCCUACCCCCAGGGGCGCCAUGGCCCCCCGGAGAGCCCCACCCUAUCGCCACCUGCUGGAAGUAGUCAGAGCUCUUCCCACCCCCUCGGGCUCCUGACUUGGUCUUUCCACACCCUCGAAGCUGCUUCCGACCACCGCAACUUGCCCCUGGCCCUACAAGGCCCUCCUGGCUGCACCCACAGGCUGAAGGAACGAGGGCUGCCUCUAGGCUCCCUGCUGAGCCUGUGGAGGGAGAGGAAGGGAAGGUGGCCGAGGCUUCUGCAACCAGGACGGCCAGCCAGAAAGGGGCACGUACGCCAGCCUGCCCGCCAUGUGAGCUCAUCACCUCUAAACCCUGGGUGGGUUCCACGCCAAUGGACAGGACAGGGAGUUCAGCCAUAGGAAUUUGGCCGUGGGGGAGGAGGGAAUGUGGGGAGCAUUCUGGAAUAUGACCCUACCCAAAGUUGGGAACAACUUCAGCAGCAGUGCCCAAUCACCAUCCCAGACUUCCCAGCGCGUGGGUAGCCCUUUUAACUCUCCAAAGUGCAGCUACGGUGACAAUGCUGUCGAAUCCUCCAGCAUCUUCGGAUGGGCUUGAACCUAUGUGGGCUGGUUUAACUUGUGUGACUCUGCUUUCCCCAUUUUACAGAUAGCAAAACUGAGCUCCAGACCGGGGGUACCUCUCCAAGAACACACAGUGUUCGGUUGGGAUGUGGCGGGGCCAGAAUGGGCUCGCAGUCCAGCUAUUUUGCCCUUUGGCCCCAUGUGAAAUCCCUUAGCGUACCUCCCAGCCCCUUCCAAGUUCAUUGAGCCCGCUGUUGGGGGCAGGGCGGAGGGGAGGGAGGGAGCUUUCUUUGGUCAGCCCUGCCGUUAGCCACCUGGGCUCACAUCCUGCUAGAUGCUUAAAACAGCAUGGCAACGAA